UCGACAUCUACAAAGUAUAGAGUAUUUAUAAAAUCAUUUCACUUUCUGUUUAGCUAAAGUGGGAAAAUAUCUCUGCUGCCUUUUCAGCUUCUUCAAACAAACAUUUAAAUUAAUGGAAAACAGGGAGGAGGAAGCGACGCGCACGUGCGGACAUUGCCACAGGGACGUUGCCGAGCCCAACUUCGCUCUGCACGAGAGCCACUGCCGCCGGUUCCUGUGCCUGUGUCCCGACUGCGCCGAACCGGUCCCCAGGGAUCAGUUGGCCCGACACAAGGAUGAACAACACGCACAGGUAAAAUGCUCCAAGUGCCGCACGAAGAUGGAGCGGCGCCACCUGUCAGAGCAUCAGUCUGACGAAUGCCUCGAACGGCUGCAGAGCUGUCCAAUCUGCGAGCUGGAGGUCUGCUUCAGGGAGCUGGACGAGCACCUUCUGGUCUGUGGGAGUCGCACGGAGCUCUGCAGCGACUGCAGCUGCUACGUCAAACUGAGAGACCUGCAGGAUCACAGCUUCACAUGCUCGACCAGAGGGAACCGCCCAGCUGCCAGUGAUGUGCAAGACACAGAUGGAGGAACAGGGGACUUUUGCAGAGGGAUGAGCUCAUUUUCAGCUGAAGACACAGAAGAACAUGAGCUGAAGCGUUUCUCAGGAACCGUAAAGGAUUAUGAAAAAGAAAAGGUGGAAGAGAAGGAUUAUUAUUUCUCCUGGAAACGUGCGGCCGAGGCAGCAGCUUCCUCAAACUCCCACAGCCAUGGUUCUCAGGAUGACAGAGAAGAUCCAGAUCAGAUCAGCACCUGCCCUCAUUGUCUCCUGGCCUUACCUGUCAGAACGCUGCACUGGCAUGAGGUGAGAUGUCAAACUAAUGUGCUCCUUAAAGGCAGAAAGAGUUAAAGAAGAACUCCAAGUGGAUCUGCUGCCUCCAGCUUUAACCCCUCGAUGCCUGUAUUUAUUUCCAGCUAGGAAAAAAAAAUAAAAAUCACCUAGAGUGUGUUUUUGCUUACAAGUUGAUGCUAAAUUAAGUAGGGAGCAGAAGUGGUUUGAUGCAUAUUUGCAUCAGAAUGGAGCAGAGCAGGGAUACUUAAGCCCUUCCAUCGCAGAUUCUACGUCCAAACAGAGCUUUUUCAAACUGUUUUUUUUUAUUAGCUCUUAAUUCCCAACGAUUUGAAUAUAUAAAAAAAUCAAAAUACAGGGAUACAAUACAGGGUUGUGUCAGGAAGGGCAUCCGGCGUAAAAAUCUCUGCCAAACCAAAUGUGGGACACAGUGGAAGCUGAUUCGUUAUGGCGACCCCCUGGGGGGACAUGCAGAAAGGUGAACAACUACAGAAGUUUGAUUCACUCAGUAGUAAAAUAAAAAUCUGUCAAAUAAAA
Molecule: messenger RNA, 1366 nt
Organism: Oryzias latipes (Japanese medaka)
Lineage: Eukaryota; Metazoa; Chordata; Actinopteri; Beloniformes; Adrianichthyidae
Gene: xaf1
Product: XIAP associated factor 1
Cellular component (GO): mitochondrion
Molecular function (GO): zinc ion binding
Source: RefSeq, a predicted model, not a curated record